Mesitornis unicolor (brown roatelo) is the source of this 2987-nucleotide messenger RNA. RefSeq names its product suppressor of Ty 20 homolog (S. cerevisiae) (gene SUPT20H). NCBI's taxonomy places the organism in Eukaryota, Metazoa, Chordata, Aves, Mesitornithiformes, Mesitornithidae. Gene Ontology annotation, cellular component: SAGA complex. Gene Ontology annotation, biological process: regulation of transcription by RNA polymerase II. Gene Ontology annotation, molecular function: transcription coregulator activity. The record is from RefSeq and is a predicted model, not a curated record.
UACCCCAAGUGUGAACAUAAAAUAUGAUUCUUUGCGUACUGCACCAAACUUUGUAACUACUUCUUUUGCCAUUUGGUCACCUGGCUUCAACUACAAUGCAACAAGCUUUAGAACUGGCAUUGGAUCGUGCAGAGUAUAUCAUUGAAAGUGCCCGUCAGAGACCUCCCAAAAGAAAAUAUUUAUCCAGUGGAAGAAAAUCUGUAUUUCAAAAACUCUAUGAUUUAUAUAUAGAAGAAUGUGAAAAAGAGCCUGAGAUAAAGAAGCUGAGGCGAAAUGUGAAUUUACUUGAGAAGCUGGUUAUGCAGGAGACGUUGUCAUGUCUGGUAGUGAACCUCUAUCCGGGAAAUGAGGGUUAUUCACUUAUGCUCAGGGGAAAAAAUGGUUCAGAUUCUGAGACCAUUCGGCUGCCUUAUGAGGAAGGAGAACUGCUUGAAUAUUUGGAUGCAGAGGAGCUACCACCUAUUUUGGUUGAUCUUUUGGAAAAAUCUCAGGUUAAUAUUUUUCAUUGUGGAUGUGUCAUAGCAGAAAUACGUGACUAUAGGCAGUCUGGUAACAUGAAGUCUCCAACGUACCAAAGCAAGCACAUUCUUUUGCGUCCUACAAUGCAGACUUUAAUUUGUGAUGUUCAUUCUAUAACAAGUGACAACCACAAAUGGACACAGGAGGACAAACUCCUACUUGAGAGCCAACUUAUUUUGGCUACAGCAGAGCCUUUGUGUCUUGAUCCUUCAAUAGCAGUGACCUGUACUACAAACAGACUCCUGUACAACAAGCAGAAGAUGAAUACUCGCCCCAUGAAACGGUGCUUCAAAAGGUACUCAAGGUCAUCUCUGAACAGACAGCAGGAGGUCACUCACUAUUCAACUCCACCUCAGCUCAGACUACUUGACUACUUACAGAAAAGAAAGGAGAGGAAAGGAGCCCAGCAGUAUGACCUCAAAAUUUCUAAAGCUGGAAAUUGCGUGGAUAUGUGGAAACAGAACCCUUGCUACUUGACUGCACCUUCUGAAGUGGAUGUGGAAAAGUAUGCCAAAGUGGAAAAGUCUAUCAAGCCUGAUGACUCACAACCGACUGUCUGGCCAGCACAUGAAAUGAAAGAUGAUUAUGUGUUUGAAUGUGAAGUUGGUAAUCAGCUUCAGAAAACAAAGCUGACCAUUUUUCAGUCUCUUGGCAAUCCCUUGUAUUAUGGUAAAAUUCAGACACUCAAAGGUGAUGAUGAAAAUGACAACCUAUUAACUCCAUCACAGUUCCUUAUUGGUUCAAAGACUGAUGCUGAAAGAGUGGUGAACCAGUAUCAGGAGUUAGUACAAAGUGAAGCUAAAUGCCCUGUGAAAAUGUUUCAUAAUUCAAGUGGAUCAGUCAACCUUAGUCAUCUUUCUCCAGGGAAGGAAAUGGAACAGCCAGAAAGUAUAUCAGGCUCUGUUCAGUCUUCAGUAUUGGGGAAAGGUGUAAAACACCGACCUCCUCCCAUCAAAUUACCUUCAAGUUCAGGAAGUAGCUCUUCAGGUAAUAUUUUUUGUCCACAACAGUCAAGCGGCCAUCUAAAGUCCCCAACUCCUCCUCCUCCUCCUUCUAAGCCUCCUGGUCUUUCUCGGAAACAAUCUAUGGAUCUUAAUCAAGUUAGCAUGCUCUCUCCAGCUGCCAUGUCUCCUGCCAGCUCUUCACAAAGGUCUGGAACUCCUAAACCAUCUACUCCUACUCCAACCAACACCCCUUCAUCGACCCCACACCCUCCUGAUGCUCAGAGCUCAACUCCUAUUACCCCUUCUGCCACCCCUACUCCCCAAGAUUCAGGCUUCACCCCUCAGCCCACUUUGUUAACCCCCUAUGCUCAGCAGCAAAUGUCUCUGAGCAAGGCACUGCCUGUAAUGACCAUUCCUCUUUCCACCAUGGUAACAUCCAUUACUACAGGAACAGCCUCCACCCAGGUCAUGGCAAACCCUGCAGGACUUAACUUCAUCAAUGUAGUGGGCUCCGUGUGUGGAGCACAGACACUGAUGAGUGGUUCAAACCCUAUGUUGGGGUGCAACACUGGUGCCAUAACCCCUGCAGGUAUAAAUCUGAGUGGCAUUUUACCAUCAGGAGGUCUGGUACCAAGUGCGCUGCCUGCUGCAAUGCAGUCUGCCUCUCAAGCAGGUUACCCCUUUGGUUUGAAAAAUGCAUCAAAUCUUCGGCCUUUAAAUCUUCUACAGCUUCGAGGUGGUUCACUUAUUUUUAACCCACUCCAGCAUCAACAGCAGCAGCAGUCAUCACAGUUUGCUUCACAGCAACAGUCUCCAGCCUGUCAACCUCAGCAACAGGGAGAACAGAUGUCUUUUCAUUUUUGCUAGGGGUCUGACCAAGGUCCAUCCAAUCAAGAUCAGGCAUUAUCUGCCCAACAAGCUGCUGUAAUUAACCUGACUGGAGUAGGGAAUUUUAUGCAACCUCAAGCCACAGCAGUUGCGAUUCUUGCAGCAUCAAAUGGCUAUGGCAGCAGCAGCAGCACAAGCAGCUCACCUGCGUCAUCAGCAGCGUUCAGGCAGCCUCUCAAAAAGUAAAAGGAAAAGAGGCACACCAGCCCCUCCAAAAUCCUGAGACUUGCCUUUUUUUUUCCCCACCCUCUCCCCAUCUAAAUAAAAAUUUCAGAGGGGAUUUUUUUUCUUUCAUAUUAAAAAGGAGAAAGCUUAAAAACAAAUCAAUGUUUUAUAUUACUGAUGGAAAAUGAACUUUUGAUGUUACACUGAAAUAAACUGUUUUUUGGAAGCCAGCCCUACAGAACUUAAGAGAUUUCAUCUGUAAAGCAGCUAGGGUCUGGUUUCCUGAAGUCACUAAAUUUUUUAACAGAACAUUUUAUCUUGUAUUUUUUACCAGUUGGCAGCAUUGUAUAUAGUAUAAGGGUGAAAAACAUUUUAGAAGAAAAAGGAACUUUGUAAAUGUAGUAUUGGUAUUUGUUUAUUUAGUAUAAAAGGUUUGUGAACACCGUAAAAAAUACAAUUUUUACAAAUCCA